Penicillium verhagenii is the source of this 2622-nucleotide messenger RNA. RefSeq names its product polysaccharide lyase family 26 protein. The transcript has a single exon. Lineage: Eukaryota; Fungi; Ascomycota; Eurotiomycetes; Eurotiales; Aspergillaceae. The coding region runs from base 1 to 2622 and encodes 873 amino acids. The record is from RefSeq and is a predicted model, not a curated record.
AUGAGCUCCAAUUUGCGAUGGCUAAACGGGAACGGCCCCCACGCCCUCCAAAAUGGUGCUUCCUUUGGAAUGUCAUGGCCACGAGGCCUCUAUUCACCAAACCAAACAUUUGUGAUAGGAAACGACAGCAAUCAAUGGCCUUUGGAUUCCAGAGAGAUUGCCUAUUGGGCAGAUGGAUCGCUCAAAUGGACAGCUCAUUCGGUCUCCAGUGAGAUCAUUUAUAGUGAGGAAUACAAGGUCAAAGGCGCCCCUCACCCAACCAAAAUUAUCGAGGGCGUCAAGAUUGAGCAAGAGGGCUCCUCCAUCUCUGUGAAAACAUGCGAAGGACUGGCUUUGAAAUUUGCGGCCCCGGGUAGCUCUUCCAUAUUGGAGAGCCUUGCAGUCGAUGGAAGAUCGCUUUGCUCGAAUGCCACAGUUGUAGCGUUCAUCAACCAAAAAGAGUACACGACGCGCGUGGAUGCAGUGAGCGUGGAAAAUGCCACAUUCAGUCGAGUAGUCAUCAAAGUGACUGGUGCCGCAGUGGCAAGCGGCGUCUCUCACCUUCCUUUCGAUGUGCGAUUCUAUGUUUAUUCCAAUUCUACCACUGUCAAGAUUCUUCAUUCUUUCACUCACGACCUCAAGUCAAAAGAACCAUUGUCUUCGCUUGGCCUUCGGUUUGCUGUUCCUCUUGGAGAAACCGAGUUAUAUAAUCGCCACAUCCGCAUGGGAGGAUCGGGUGGCGGUAUUCUGAAAGAAGAAGUCAAAGGACUGACUGGGUUGCGCCAUGGACCGACAAUUCAAAAUCGGAUCGACCAAGCUGCCGGAAAAGCGAUCACCUUAAAUGAGAAGGAGUGGACCCGCACGGAUCUUGCGAAAGGAAUUUCCUUCAUUCCAUCCUGGGAAUCGUAUUCCCUUUCUCAACUUUCAUCGGACGGAUUCACAAUCAAGAAGCGUACUAAGCCAGGCUGCUCAUGGGUCAAGGUCAUUGGCGGUGGAAGAGCAGAUGGAAGCGCCUACGUGGGAUCAGCUCACUAUGGCGGUCUGGCAGUCGGAAUGUCUGAUUUCUGGGAGCGCUACCCCACUCAGUUGGACCUGAGCGAUUUGGGAUCCGACAAGGGAAAAAUCACAGCUUGGCUAUAUUCGCCGCUCGCCGAGCCUUUAGAAACGGCACCAUACCAUGACGGACUUGGAAUGGACACUUAUGAGAAGCAACUGGAGGGUCUUAAUGUCACAUAUGAAGACUUUGAGCCUGGAUUCGCCUCAGCAAACGGCAUCGGAAGAACAAAUCAAUUUUUCCUCACGCCAUUCACCGCCACUCCUUCAAACGAGGAGUUCAGUCGCUUUUCAUCCUUAGUUCGUGAUCCCCCUCGCUUAGUGGCUACAUCGGAGCAUCUGCAUUCCACAGGGGCAUUCCAUGGGUGUUGGGCUCCUAGCUCGCAAAUACUGGGCAUUGAAGCGACCUCCCAAGAGAUGGAAAUUGAGAAAAAUCUCGAUCUCUUGUUCAACCUCUAUCAUGACCAGGUUGAGCAAAACAGAUGGUACGGCUUUUGGGACCAUGGGGAUGUUCAGCAUACCUAUGAUGCGUAUAGACAUGCCUGGCGAUACGAUGUUGGUGGGUUUGCUUGGGACAACUCGGAGCUUUCUACCGACUUAUGGCUAUGGCAAUACUUUCUGCAUACGGGAAGAGCAGACGUGUUUCGGAUGGCCGAAUCCAUGACGAGACACACCGGGGAAGUUGAUGUGUACCAUGCAGGAAAAUUCAAGGGAUUCGGAACUCGUCAUGGUGUCCAGCACUUUAGUGACAGCUCAAAACAGCUCCGCAUUUCCAAUGUGCUAUACAGACGAAUUUACUUUUAUCUCACAGGAGAUGAACGCACCGGUGAUCUUAUUGCGGAACUCCAGCAAUGUCAAAAUACGCUUUUGACUUUGGACUCACACAGAAAAGUGCAAGAGCACGCUGGAAUACCUGACGGGUUUGCCAUGACAAAUAUUGGUCUUGACUGUGGCCCUCUUGCUGCCGCUUGGUUGACUGCCUGGGAGCGGCGGUCGGAAGGAUGGGAUAACUCCAGACUGCUCUUGGUGAAGCUUCUGGAAGGAAUUUCUGGACUCAAGCACGGCAUAGGAAAUAACGCGAUUUUAUUAAAUCCCACCAGCGGUGAGGUACGAGAAUGUCCGCCUCCCACUCCCGAAUGGGCAAUAUCUCAUCUAUCCAUGCUAUUUGGUUUCCCCGAAAUUACCUCAGAGCUAUUCCAUUACAUUCGUGAUGAAUAUCCAGACACUGUGGAAAGAUUCAUGAAAGUCUGGCUAAGCUAUUGCCGAGCAUACAACGGAGGGCCACGCGUGCAAAAGGAAGAGUUUGGUUUUGAGUUCCCAUCUCAUGCGACCUGGCGACAGAGUCAUUCUACGCUUACUGCAUUUGCAGCGGCUGAACAGAAUCGGGAUGAUCUCGGCCGAGCUGCGUGGGACCAAUUCUUCAGUACUGAUGGAUACACGGCUGAUCACGAUUGGACUGUUGUAAUGACAUCCGCCCCGGACUUCUUUAACAGUGGAAAUGAGGCAGCUUGGGUGACGACAAAUGAAGCAGCUCGCUACGGCGUGUCUGCGAUUUCCAAUCUUGCAAAUAUCAGGAAAUAUUUAGAAUAG